UCCGUGCGGCGCUGGGGCCCGGCGCCGCGGCUCGCGGGGCCGCCGGAUUGGAUUGCCCGCGGCCUCCCCAGGCUGCUGCCCCGGCGGGGCUGCGUGCGCAGCCUGCGCUGAGCCGAGAGGCACCGGCGGAGAUUUCGGGGAGACUGAGCGGACGGAAGCGUGCGCAGCCUGCACAUCCUCUGCACGGGCUCUGCGUUUCAAUUUGCCAUCAGAAGCAACUGAGGGCCGGGGGCGGCGCGGCGAUGGGGGGCCGGCGCCCGUGACGCCCCGCCGGCCCCGGCACCCCGCCAGCAUGACGAGCCUCUUCCGCCGGAGCAGCGGCGGCUCCCGCGGCGGCUCCGCGGUGCCGGAGCUCAACAACAGCCGGCCGGGCCGGCAGGUCCGGCGCCUGGAGUUCAACCAGGCCAUGGAGGACUUCAGCACCAUGUUCCCCCGCAUGGACUACGACAUCAUCGAGUGCGUGCUGCGCGCCAACCGCGGCGCCGUCGACGCCACCGUCGACCAGCUGCUGCAGAUGAGCCUGGACGGCGGCGACGGCAGCUCCGACUCGGAGGAGAGCCUGCCCGCCGAGAUCCUGGAGCGGACGCUGGAGCCGGACAGCUCGGACGAGGAGCCGCCUCCCGUGUACUCGCCGCGCGCGCCGCCCGCCCCACCGCCCAGGACGGAGGCGCCCGGCGGUGCCCGGCCCCGCGGCCGCUACCGCAGCUGGAACCCACCGCUCCUGGGCGCCCUCCCGGACGACUUCCUGCGCAUCCCGCCCCGGCCGCCCGCCGGCGCCCAGGGCUCCGGCAGCGGCGGGCGGCCGGCGGCGCCGCGCGGCCCGGGCGCCCUGGAGCAGGAGCGGCGGUGGAAGCAGUACCUGGAGGACGAGCGCAUCGCGCUCUUCCUGCAGAACGAGGAGUUCAUGAGGGAGCUCCAGAGGAACCGCGAUUUCCUCCUCGCCCUGGAGAGAGAUCGGUUGAAAUAUGAGUCAAAAAAGUCCAAGGCGGCCAGUGCUGCUAUCGGCAACGAUCCCGGUUUCUCCACCGCCACGCCAGGCGACGCGGCCCCCGCCGGGAGCAGCGAGGCCGGCAGCGCCGCGUCCGACGACGCCUUGUUCAGAGACAAGCUGAAACACAUGGGGAAAUCAACGCGCAAGAAGCUGUUUGAGCUCGCCAGAGCGUUCUCCGAGAAGACGAGGAUGAGGAAGUCGAAAAGAAAACACUUGUUGAAGCACCAGGUGCUGGGGACCGCGGCUUCCACAGCCAACCUGCUCGACGACGUGGAGGGACACUCAUGCGACGAAGACGUCCACGCGUGGCAGCCGCAGCUCCGGGAGGAGGAGGAGCCGCCGAAGGACGGGCAGUAAGUGGUGCCAGAGCCGGGGUUUUUCGCUGGAACAGAACAUGUAAAAGGCUUAACAAGAAGAUGGCUGAAAAAUGAAAACAAAAAAAAAAUCCCGACCACAAAUAACCCAGUUUUUGGCUGUUCCCCCUCUGCUGCUGUACUCCUCUGAAGGACAAGGAUCGAAGUGAGGCACAGUGUUUUCUUACCAGAGGUCUGAAAGCAACUUUUCCUGUCUAGCAAAUCAGCCAAAAACGCCCCAAGCGUAGCAGCUGGUGUGAGUCGCUGCGGUGGAGCUGGUGGAUCGCCUGGGCCCGCGGCCGGUGC
Messenger RNA from Rhea pennata, 1650 nucleotides. RefSeq names its product CUE domain containing 1 (gene CUEDC1). Lineage: Eukaryota; Metazoa; Chordata; Aves; Rheiformes; Rheidae. Gene Ontology annotation, molecular function: ubiquitin binding. Bases 293 to 1348 code for a protein of 351 amino acids. The record is from RefSeq and is a predicted model, not a curated record. The transcript has 12 exons.